Molecule: messenger RNA, 2529 nt
Organism: Ruditapes philippinarum (Manila clam)
Lineage: Eukaryota; Metazoa; Mollusca; Bivalvia; Venerida; Veneridae
Product: acetylcholine receptor subunit alpha-like
Exons: 4
Coding region: 201-2027 (608 amino acids)
Biological process (GO): nervous system process; chemical synaptic transmission; regulation of membrane potential
Cellular component (GO): synapse; membrane; neuron projection
Molecular function (GO): neurotransmitter receptor activity; extracellular ligand-gated monoatomic ion channel activity; transmembrane signaling receptor activity
Source: RefSeq, a predicted model, not a curated record
UGUUACCUAUUAAUUUUGAAUUACGGUCAGGUCUUUGUUAUGAUAUUUAUUAGUGAUAUGACAUUGUAUUGACAUAUACAACACUUCUGCGAUGUACUAAAUGUUUAAUAACGAAUUGUCUGUUAGAAUUUAGAUACGUAUAAAAACUAUUUUGAAAGCUAGAUUCAAUUCCGUACCGGUUUUGUUUGUUAAAACAAAAAAUGAAUUUAAGAUAUAUUAUUACAAGCAAAUGGACGAUUUACGUUUUGUUAAUGUUAUUCAGCGAAUGUUCCAGUGUAGUACCGUAUAAUGAUGUAAAAGCCGACUUUGAAACCCUUCUAUCGGCUUAUCAGUUAGGCAAUGGAAACGUUGGCGGAACAGAUGUUAUGCCCAAGGACCUGUCCACGGGACCAGUUACGGUUUAUAUGGGUUUGAGCCUAUUCGCCAUAAUGGACUAUGACGCGGUGAGCGGAGUGAUACAGUUAGUGGCUAGCAUGAAGAUGGAGUGGCUUGAUGAAGUAAAAACACUAACUGGGACAACAUUCAUGGGAUCCCAGGAGACAAUAUUUGUUGGGUAUGAUCAGAUUUGGUCACCAAAUCUCGUACUUAUGAGCUCCGUGGACUCAAUUGAAAGAAUUGGGGACGAAACGUAUAAAAUUCGAUACAAUGUCAGUUCCGGAUAUUGUAAAUGGUAUCCACGCAUGAUCAUAAAUGCUGCGUGUACACCGGAUAUGACGUAUUACCCAUUUGAUAAGCAAUCUUGCACGCUCACAAUAACGCCAUGGAACCGAGGUAUCGAUGAAUUGAGACUAGAGCCUUUAACAAAUGAAUGGAAUACAGCAAACAUGGAGAAGAGCUCAACAUGGGGCGUUGAUUCCACAUCGACAGAAACAUAUAUUGGUCCUAACAAUACCCGAUUCUACGUAGAUUUCAAAAUAACAAUAAAAAGAAAACCGUUAUUUCUAGCGCUGGUAAUAGUACUUCCGGUUCUGCUUCUAAGUUUAUUGACAGGUUUUCUGUUUUUGUUACCAGCUGCUUCCGGGUCUAGGGUCGGUUUUGGAAUCACGUGUUUUCUUUCUUUUGUUGUUCUAUUGCAGACAUUGAUGAGUUUUAUGCCUGAGGUUUCUUCACCAAUGUCUAUUCUGUGUUUUUAUGUUAUUGUGAUGCUAUCCUUUAGUGUCUUCCUUAGCAUUAUUAAUGUCUUUUUACUCCGACUGCAUCUGAAUCCAAGUAAGGAAGAAGUUCCGCAGUACUUUCAUAUUAUUCUUGAAGUUAUCACAUGCAAGGUCUGGCGGCGAUGUCCGAAAUGUCCGAAAAUAAGGUGUCAAUGUCUGCGAGAUUUAUGGCAUCGCUUGCCCACGUGCUCUUCAAUAAAAUGUACAAAGAAACAUUCACAAAUUGAUUAUGAAGACAGUCAUCUCAUAGACAAUGACGACAUGAUUACACUUGCAAGUGAAGAGACCGUUCAAGGAUUACAUUUUACAAAGGUAAGCGAAACAAAUGAUUUACGAAAUAGAUUCAACCCGGAACAGGGGUCUGGGCUCAUCGGAAUCGGUAAUAGUGUCACUAAGGGCUUAGACAAAAUGCAUAAUGCAAACUUGGAUACUAAUGAAAUACAGCCGGAUCAAAGCAACGCAUUUUAUGAUGUCAGUUCUAUAUUAAAGGUUCAAGGCAAUCCAGAAUCGGAUUCGCAACAAAUUGGGUUUCAGCAGUCUAAUGAAAAGAAUGGGCCAACAGGUUUGGUUUCUGCGCCAUCCUCUGGGUAUUUGUCAGGUAACUCUUCAAGUAAACCAUCCUCUUCAGAAUCUGGAUCAAGUGCUUCUGCUCAGGAACCACGUCCUUCGUUAGAUGCAGAGUCCGUUUUCCAAUCAGCAGCACCCUCUCGUGUGCAAUCAGCUGCAUCAAGUGCAUCAUCAUCUUCUCCAAAGAAAGAACUCACGUGGGAGUACAUCGCUGAAGUUUUAGAUCUAUUCUUUCUCGCAGUGUUUGUUAUUGUUCAAGUUAUAUUUACAAUGAUUUUUCUUGUCCCUCUUGGAGCUCAAUACUAAAAUUUUGAUGUGGUAUUUAUAAAGGAAGUAUAUGUAAUAUAAAACAAACAUAUUUGUAUCUGUAUAAAUUUAUACAGAUGAACUUUGUAAUUGGCUUUGUAUCAUCAAAUUUCAAAAGACAUCAUAUCACGUAAACUCUAAUAGUGAAAUGUACUUGUACUGUUAUCGUAUGCUCUAAAAUAUUCAAUGAUUGAAACUGACAUUUCCAGGUACUUAGUUAUACUUACACUUUAAAUGUUAACCUUGAAAUCUUUACAUUUAGGCCGGUAGAAUUAUUAAGAAAAGCGGAAAAUGUUAAAGAAACUUAUAAAGAAUUUAAAGUACGCUUGAUACCCGCUUGGUUUCUUGAUAUAACACCAGUAUUUAGAUUCCCUCAUUCUUUACAUUUUCGCUUGAACCAUUCUAAAGGGUCUUGUUGUUUAAUGUUUCUCGUGAUAAAAAUAAAAUCUUUCCAUGUUUUCUUUCAUGUCUGUAAUACUGCCCUCACACAUACCUCGCGACC